ACAGUGAAAAAAGUUGUGUACACAUCUUCUUCAGCUGCAGCAAUGAUGGUAAGUAAUCUCAAAGUUGUAAAAGAAAUUGACGAGACAAUGUGGUCAGAAGUUAACCAUUUCAUUGGCAAACCCGAACAAGUCAUUCCUGCUGGUCUCGCAUAUGUGGUUUCAAAGACACUGACAGAAAGAGCUGCCAUGAAAUUUUCUGACGAACAUGGAUUGGAUCUUGUUACUAUACUUCCAUCUAUGAUUGUUGGACCAUUUAUCAUUCCCAACCUUCCUGAGAGUGUUUCUCUGGCCCUUUCUGUAAUUUUGGAUGAUAGGACGAAGAUGAUCCAUCUGAAACCUACAAAUGCAGUACAUAUAGAUGAUGUUGCUUCAGCACAGAUAUUUCUUUUUGAGUGCCAAAAUGCAAAAGGAAGACAUAUUUGUUCUUCUGUUGAUUUUAGAAUACAUGAUGUGGCUAGAUUUAUAGCUGAGAAGUAUCCGGAAUUUCAAUUACCAACUGAUUUACUAAAGGAAAUUGAAGAAGAAAAACCAGUUCAUCUUUCCUCAGAUAAGCUGUUGAGUAUGGGAUUUCAGUUCAAAUAUAAUUUCGAGGAGAUGUUUGGUGAUGCAAUUCAAAGCUGCAAAGAGAAGGGUUUCCUUUAG
This is a messenger RNA of Papaver somniferum (opium poppy), 642 nucleotides long. RefSeq names its product protein BRI1-5 ENHANCED 1-like. Gene Ontology annotation, molecular function: oxidoreductase activity, acting on the CH-OH group of donors, NAD or NADP as acceptor. The record is from RefSeq and is a predicted model, not a curated record. The transcript is spliced from 3 exons. The coding region runs from base 43 to 642 and encodes 199 amino acids. NCBI's taxonomy places the organism in Eukaryota, Viridiplantae, Streptophyta, Magnoliopsida, Ranunculales, Papaveraceae.